GGCAAAAUGGAGGACAGUACGAUACUCUAUGCUUUUAAUAACAUUUAUUUUGCCAUUUUUGCUUUGUUUUGUUUCAAACUCUUAAUUAAAAUCUCCUUGGCUUUACUGACCCAUUUCUAUAUUGUGAAAGGGAACAGGAAGGAGGCUGCCAGGAUAGCUGAAGAAAUCUAUGGAAUAGCUCCAGGUUCAUGGGCAGAUAGAUCUCCACUUCAUGAAGCUGCAUUUCAAGGACGCCUGUUGUCUUUGAAAACAUUGAUAGCACAGGGAUUCAAUGUGAAUAUUGUUACAAUAGACCAUGUUUCUGCCCUUCAUGAAGCAUGUCUGGGUGGCCAUGUUGCCUGUGCGAAAGUAUUGCUGGAACAUGGUGCUCGGGUCAAUGCAGUCACCUUAGAUGGGAUCACACCUCUGUUUAAUGCUUGCUGUAGUGGUAGUGCAGCUUGUGUCAAUAUGUUGCUUGAAUAUGGUGCCAGGCCACAGCUGGAGAAUCACUUUGCUUCACCAAUUCAUGAAUCUGCGAAAAGAGGCCACAGAGAAUGUAUGGAGAUUCUUUUAGCCAGUGAUGUAGAUAUGGACCAAGAACACCCACAGCAUGGAACACCACUUUAUGUGGCCUGCUGGCAUCAGAGGACGGAUUGUGUCAAGAAACUUUUGGAAUUAGGAGCUAGUGUUGACCUGGGUAAGCAUCUGGAAACACCACUUCAUGCCGCAGCUAGAAAAUCCAGUGUGGAAAUUGUCAACUUGUUAACAGAUUACGGGGCCAACUUGAAGUAUAAGAAUUCUGAACACAAAUGUGCCCUUGAUCUUGCUGCACCAAACAGCUCUGUUGAACAUGCACUGCUGCUUCGAGAAGGCCCUCCUCGACUUGCACAGCUGUGCCGACUGUGCAUCCGAAAGUGCUUGGGACGAUCGUGUCUUUAUGUAAUCCACAAACUACACCUUCCUGAACGACUUGAAGAUUUUCUUUUGUUCCGAUAGCUUUAUAGUAGUUAGUGUGUUGUUGUUUUGUGACUCCAAGGCCCCUUCCACACAGCUGUAUAAAAUUCACAUUGAACUGGAUUACAUGGCAGUGUAGACUCAUAUAAUCCAGUUCAAAGCAGAUAUUGUGGAUUAUCCGCCUUGAUACUCUGGGUUAUAUGGCUGUGUGGAAGGGCCCCAGGUCAUUUCUGACUUAUUGUGAUCCUAAGGCAGUGGUUUUUCUCAGGUAUUUUGGACUUCAACUCCCAAAAAUCCCAGCCAGUUUACCAGCUGCUAGGGAUUGUCGGAGCUCAAGUCCAAAACACCUGGAGGACCAAAGGUUGGGAACCACUGCCCUAAGGCAAUCCUAGGCCACAAUAAAUUGAAAACAACUUGAUGGCACAACACUUUUGGAGCUGCUGAAGUUUACAAACGAUUUCCUAUGUAAAGUGUGUUAUAGUAAUCCAGCUGGAAGAUAAAGUAUAUGUUAAUGUGGACAGAUCUGACAUUUCAAGGAAUGGGCACAGGUGGCACACUUUUUAACUGUGCAAAUGGACUCCUAACCAAAGCCAAAACCCAGGCAUCCAGGUUCAAAGUUGUGACCCAAUCCAGGACAGGUUGAAUCCCAAUUCCCUGGGCGUCAGAAUUCCUUUCAUAACUUCUUGUAGUUUGCAAUGCCUCGAUAAAUGCAUCAGAUCUACAGUAUGAACAUUUGCUCACUUUAGCUGAUGUAUUUGGUAAAUCCAUCGUCAUCAACAACAACAACAACAGCAUCAUCAACCUUGCCACCUAAUUAAGUAUAAUUAGAGAUCUAAAAUUCCAUGGUCAAUGGUUCCAUUUGACUUCAGAAUUUACCAGCUGAUGUGCAUAGUGCCAUUUCUUUAUUUCUUUUUUUUUUUUUGGUCCAUUUAAAUGCAGACCAAACCAAGCCAUUUCCUAUAACUGAAGAACCCAUCCAGUGUGACCACCUGGACCUGGCUGUAAAGAGGAAGAAGCAAGCAUGUCAACUCUGCAGUUACAACAGGCAUACCGCCUGAAGUAAAAUAAACUGAAAUUCAUGUAAAAUUGCUCCUGUUAUUUUCUACAAAGAUAAAUGGUUCCAAAUCUGUAACAUCUGGUCCAUUACUGAAUGCAGUUAUUUUCCAGUCUGUGAAAAACUACAUGUUCACGGAAGCUAUCUGUAAUUUCCAUUGCCAUUAAGUCCUAAAUGCAUUUAUGUACUUAUCUGCAUAUAGCAGAAUGCUUUCAGCUAAGAUUCACAUUUUGAAAGUUGACCUCCUGGUGGCUGUAUAAAUAAUUUCAAAAAAGGAUUUGCUAGUCUCUCCACAAACCCGUUGUUCGUUUUGCCGGAUCAUGUAACUUUGUCAAUCUCUCAUAUCCAAAAGCACUAGCCUUUGUGUCAUCUGAAUGAGAAACUGGUCCACUAAUAAUCAAUCCCAAAUUGCUCCACACUAAGCACAAUACUGCACUUUUAUUUGUACCUGUCCUAUUUGACAAUCAGAACUUGCUGUCCAAGUAAAAUCUUAGCCAGCUUAUUUCUAUAGGGGGAACAAAGAUUGGGUUUCUAUGGAGGAAAAAUGGAGUGGCUGCUGCUACAGAAAAGCAGGGAACAAGUAUACCUGCCAACAUCUCAUGCUAAACAGGGAUGUACAUAGCCAGACAACAUCAGAGUGUGUCAAACUGGCAAAAGGUUUUUAACAAGGAAGAAAAUACUAGGUAGGAGAGGAUGCAGCAGUUUGCUUUUGCCUGAUUCUAUAGAAAAAGGCAAGAUUUUGUCCCCUUCUCUCCUUGCUGCUGAGUUGAAUGCAAAGUCUUUAUGUAAUUUGAACUUUCUUUCCAGCAUAUGUAGUAUGAUGAAAUAAAAGGAAAUAAGUGGGAGAUGGAGAGAGAAACUGGACCAUUUUUAAAGCAUCUGAAAAAGUGGAACACUAUGUAACAUGAUUUUUGUUCCUUGGUUAUAAAUGUAAUUUCCUAUUGGUUCUAUCAUAAAAACAUGAAAAAUGUUUAUAAAACUUCGUUUUUGCGAGA
Messenger RNA from Anolis sagrei ordinatus, 2982 nucleotides. RefSeq names its product ankyrin repeat and SOCS box containing 11 (gene ASB11). The record is from RefSeq and is a predicted model, not a curated record. Gene Ontology annotation, biological process: positive regulation of protein catabolic process; intracellular signal transduction; protein ubiquitination. NCBI's taxonomy places the organism in Eukaryota, Metazoa, Chordata, Lepidosauria, Squamata, Anolidae. Gene Ontology annotation, molecular function: protein binding.